Molecule: messenger RNA, 1101 nt
Organism: Neoarthrinium moseri
Lineage: Eukaryota; Fungi; Ascomycota; Sordariomycetes; Amphisphaeriales; Apiosporaceae
Exons: 2
Coding region: 1-1101 (366 amino acids)
Molecular function (GO): protein binding
Source: RefSeq, a predicted model, not a curated record
AUGGAGGCGUCUGUAGAAAAGCAACGGGCUAAGAACCGUGAAGCUCAACGUCGUCAUCGUCGAGCUAUACGAGACAAGCUUGCCGAGCUCGAAGCCCUCAAGGAAGCUCUGUGGGAUUCGACAUCUACUGGACCACCUGCUGUGGCACCUUCGCCGCCGCCGGACUUGUCGAAGAAAUCAGAUCCCGACCUGCCUCCUUCUGCCGACUCAGAAUCUCUCCCUCCGCGUGGUUAUGUACAUGACGCGGCCGACUGGCUGGGAUUGCUGCAUUGGUCAGAUGUACAGCCGACACGUGCAGAACCUGAUGGCCAGUUAAGGCAGUUCUCCCUAGGAUCAACACAGCCGACCUACGCCGACUCUAUAGGGACUCCCAGUGAUACACGAAAAGUACAGCGGCCGAGAAUGCAUCAUUCAGCGACCAACUAUAUUCCGCCAAAUCCACAGCCCCUGUCAAACCACCAUCUCGGUAGCUCUGGCAACCCACAGAGCCCUCCAGCCGAUGAGUGGUCGCAGCUCUGGCAUAGUCCGGGUCUCGACUUGGCAAUAAACUCACCCGCCGACCAGCAGGAUAUGCGGCGGAAGGACUUGCCUCGCUCACCACGGCCACACACUGGGUCCAGCCAGGCACUAGCGAGAGAGGCUUCCAAGCGUCGGAAGACGUCAUUCCACAGCAACAUAACUGCUAAUAUCAGCUCACAUUCCCCUGAGACUACCUCACCUUCGUCAGCAAGUAUAGCGACACCAUUUGGCAGUGGCAAACUUCCUGGGACGCCCAAGACACAGCAAAAUACGCUUAUAGACCCUACCAGCCCCCCACUUAGCAUUGCUGUCAUUCACGGCAACAUUGCGUGUGUUCGUGUCCUGCUAAAACAUGACGUGGACGUGGACGGCACCGAUACUCUUGGAAGGACACCACUGCAUCUCUGUGCAACAGGAGUGCAGAGUGCUAUUGAUAUCGCGCGACUGCUCGUGGAACACGGUGCCAAUACAGCAGCGAGGGACGUUGAUGGCUACACACCUAUGCAACGGGCGGUCGAGUACGGAGACGAUGGAGUCGUGGGAGCCUUCGCGGAUUUGGGCAUGGACAUCAAUGGGGCAUAA